UCCAGCCAUGAAACUGCACCAUGCGCCUCCCCUGAGUGGGUUUGUAAUAACCACCGGGAAGACGGUCGUACUAUAUUAAAUCAUGGCAACGCCUGGCCGCCUGGGAGCCCCCGCGCUAUGAUUUUACUCCGUCUUCUCGCGUUUGUGGACGACCUCCGCUGCCGUUGUCCGUCCGCGAGGACGACUCUCAGCUCCCCAGAUGGACUAAGAAAUCAAGGAAGUAUGGAGGAGUAACUUGGGCCGAGUGGAGCAUAUUUUCUUUCAUCCUGCUGGAGCUACGACCUUUUCCGAUAUGGGCUUUCACGGAUAACAGGAUUUUAAGCGAAGUUGAAUGAUGGCAUCACGUUGGGUUCAUUCUUGCGAGGACGAUGAGAGGCAACAGUCAAGAUCUUCCUUCUGUGAGAAUGAAUCCCCAGAGUGGAGAAGCUCGGCCGAAUCUCCCGGCGCGCAAUACCCGACAGAAGAGGAGCCGUUCUCGUGGCCGCGGCCUAAAACCGUGCGCUUGCGGCGUACUUCCCAUGGGUUUGGCUUCACCCUGCGGCACUUCAUCGUGUACCCACCGGAGUCCACCAUGCACUGCUUCCCGGAGGAAGAUCACGGCCACAGAGGGAGGCAACGGAAUAAGCUCGAACCGAUGGACACCAUCUUCGUGAAGCAAGUCAAGGAAGGAGGCCCCGGCCACGGAGCUGGGCUUUGCACAGGGGAUCGAAUAGUGAAGGUGAAUGGAGCAAGCAUCAUUGGGAAAGCCUACUGUGAGGUUAUAUCCUUGAUCCAAGACAGUGGUGACUUUCUAGAACUUUGUGUGAUGCCAAAAGAUGAGGAUAUACUGCAACUGCCGUUUUCUCUGGAAACUACGAAUCCGGCCUACUCCCAGGAUGCUUACCUCCGUUGCCGCAGCAGCUACAGUGGAAAUGCCCGUCACAUUCCUGAGCCGCCCCCGGUAUGCUACCCCCGAGUAGACUGUAAGCCUCCGGGCAUGGCCCAGGCGACAGACGGAGCAGGGCAGGUCUGCCGUGGGCCAUCGGCACCUCCUGAUCAUGGGUACCGCAAGGAGAUCACGGUGCCCCCAUCCCCUCCUCCUCCUCAAUCAUAUCCAAAAAGCCAGAUGGCGGUGUGCAUGCGCAACGACAGCGUGCGGACUGUGGUGGUUCCUCCUGACUCAGCCCAAAUCGGGCGCAUGGGUCCAACACAUAGGAUAGAUUAUAUGGACCCUGUGUUUGCCAGAGGAAGGCCUGGGUCACUGGCCCAGUAUCCUCAACCUCGAAAGGCUGAUGGGCAUCCCAGUGGUCCAGGAAUGGUCCAAUAUGGAGGUCAGCAACCUCACUACCCAGGCAACAAUCAAAACAUUGAUUGGCGCACUUAUCAAACGUACAGGGAGUACAUUGACAACAAAGGAAUCCAUUCCCAUGGUAGUCGGACUAUCCAGGAGAGAUUGGACAAUUUGCGAGCAUCCAGUCAGACCGCCUUUGGUGCUACUCAUCACAUUCCCCGGGGAGACUGGGGCCCAAAGGGGCUACGACGGAGGAGUACUUCCCAUGAACGGUCAUACCAAGGACCGCCACCCAACUUUCAGAUUGCCCCACGCAGUGCUUCGCAGGACCGCGUGAGCGGUGCAGAGAGAAUGGGCCAGACCAGGAACUGGCCUCCUCGAAGUGCGUCGCAGGACGGCCUGAUGCACAAAGCGAGGGCUCACUCGACAGAUUACGUUGACCCUGGAGAGCUGCCUCGGCACAAUGAGAGGAGAGGAGGGUACGUAAGGGCCGACCAAGGUACGAGGCCCAGCAGACCGUCUGUCCCCAGACACGCCAUGCCCCACAGACCCUCUGCUGGAUACAGCGGUGGCAUGAGGGGGCCACCCAACCCUUCUCUUUACUCUAAAGGACCAGAUUCCCUUCAGGCCCGCUCCUCGCCCAUGCUCUUAGACAGACACUCACAUUAUGUAAAGAACACAGGGGCUGAACAUUCUCAUAUUGACCAAAGAGUUGCAGUCAAAGGACAACAUGCAACUCGCACUACCCAACAAGGCCAGAGCCGGCUCAGGGCUGAAAUCAUGCAGGCUGUUGAGGCAGGUAUAGAUACAGCCUUGUUGGAGCACAGGUCUUCUUCGUGCUCCACCCCGAAACGCAUGCCUCAGAGGCCGAGCAUCCUCAAGCCACCCCAUGCAGUCCCGCAGAGUCAGGUGAAUGGGCGAAGCCCCUCGGAGGGUGGCGUCAUCCUCAGGGAGAAGCCCCCUCCUGGAAAGAACCCCAGCCCUUUGCGGCAUCACUCCUACAUCCUGGCGGUGAACGACGACGGACCGGAUUCCACGGCAGACGCAGCGGCGUGCUGGCUCCCCAACGACGCACGCCGAGAGAUACGCAUGCGCCGCCUCGAGGAACAAUGUCACACCUCCUGCUCCAGCAACCUGGACGAGUCUCUGGACUCCAUCCCAUUCAUCGAUGAGCCAAUAAGCCCCAGUGUGGACCGGGAUGCCCCUCCGAUCCCGCCCUCCGCGGUGAUAUCUGUGGCACCAUCCAUAGCAACAGGUCCUUCCAGCCCAGGAUCACCAUGCCCUCCGAUUCGUCGUCAGCUGUCACAUGACCAAGAGUCCCUGAGAAGUGCUCUGCUGGAGUCUGACGCCGCCAGCAAAACAGAGCGGUCCAAAUCUUACGACGAGGGCCUGGAUAACUACCAGGAGGAGGGAAGACGGAGGUCUUCCAGUAAGAACGUGCCCGGUCUCAGGGGCCUGAAGAAGGCUUUGGAUGGACACAAAUCUCCUGGAGAUUCUGGAUCUCAAAGGGAUUCUUCUUCAGAUAUCUAUGCCAAUUCUUCCAAAGAAGGGUUACUCACUUUGAGGCAACUUGGUACAGAUAAAAACAAGCGUGUCAGUGGAGGAAUGAGAUCAUGGAAACUGAUGUAUGCUGUUUUACAAGGUCACACUCUAAGCCUCUACAAAGACAGGAAGGAUGCACUGUCGCAUGCUUCGACGCCAUCUGACGAGGACCCGCUGCGAGUCAGCAUCACGGCCUGUCUGGUCGACAUCUCCUACAGCGACACGAGACGCAAGAAUGUGCUGCGACUCACCACCUCAGACUGCGAGUACUUGUUCCAGGCGGAAGGGAGGGAAGACAUGCUGUCUUGGAUCCGGGUCAUUCAGGAAAACAGUAACCCAGAUGAAGAGAACGCUGCUGUCACAAGUCAGGACUUGAUCAGUCGAAAGAUCAAGGAAUACAACAUGAUGAGUACACCCAGCAACAGGUCUGAACCGUCCCCAAAAGCUUCCCGUCAAUCCCUCAGUAUCAAACAAGCCUUCCUGGGAGGUAAAUCAGAAGGCAAGUUCCACAGCCCUCAUUCCCCCAAAACAGGAGAGGAUAGUUGGAUGAGAGAUGACUCCAGCCCACCACGGGACAGAGGUGCGUGGAAAAUCGGCAUUGCCGGGAUCAUGAGGAAGCCCUUCGAAAAGAAGACUCCCGCCGGGGUCACGUUCGGCGUGCGGCUUGACGACUGUCCAGCUGCACCAACCAACCGGUUUGUUCCUCUGAUCGUGGACGUGUGCUGUAAGGUGGUGGAGGACAGAGGCCUGGACUACAAAGGAAUCUACAGAGUGCCUGGCAACAACGCUGCCAUCUCCAGCAUGCAGGAGGAGCUCAACAGCAAAGGCAUGACUGACAUCGACAUCGAGGACGACAAAUGGCGAGACCUCAAUGUCAUCAGUAGUUUACUUAAGUCCUUUUUCCGAAAACUUCCAGAACCGCUGUUUACAAAUGAAAAGUAUGGAGAUUUUAUUGAAGCCAACCGAACAGAAGACUCGGUGGAGAGAUUAAAGGAGCUCAAGAGGCUGAUACUAGAAUUACCUGAUCAUCACUUUGAGACUCUGAAGUUCCUCUGUGCUCACCUCAAGAAGGUUUCUGAAAACUGUGAAAAGAACAAGAUGGAGCCUCGUAACCUGGCGAUUGUGUUUGGUCCGACGCUGGUCAGAACCUCUGAGGACAACAUGACCAACAUGGUCAAUCACAUGCCUGACCAGUGCAAGAUCGUGGAGCACUUUAUCCAGCAAUACGACUGGUUCUUCACCGACGAUGGGGAUGAAGACCCUGUGCCGCUCCCUCCUCGCGGGGCUCAGACCACGGCGGAGCAGGACAGCACGGUGCACUCUCAGCCGGUGCCCAACAUCGACCACCUGCUCUUCAACAUCGGGCGCACCACAGCUUCACCGGGCGAAGUCUCAGAUUCAGCAUGUAGUGACUCCUCCAAAUCAAAGCAGGGCUUGUGGGGGUCGGGGAAGGAUCAGUGUAGCAAAGAGAUGCUGCGCUCCUCCUUCUUCGCCAGUCGCAAACGCAAGAAGCCCAAGGACAAAGCUCACCCGAGCAGUUCGGACGACGACCUGGACGCCGUGUUCACCAAGCAGGAGCUCGCCGAGGAGAGCAAGCGGCGGCCCGCGUGGUCCCCGGGCCGCCGCACCGAGGGCGAGGGGCAGACGGGUGAAACCGGCGAGAAAGACGAGCGACGGCCGGAGAAGCCCGAGAGGAAAGAGUCUCUCUCCUGCGGCCCGAUGGCGCCGCCCUCUCCCUCCCCGCCUCCAGAACACAUUCCCUGCGCCUCGCCGGACCUCGGCUACCGCGAGCCGACGGCCCGCCAGUCCUCUCUGUCGGACCCGCCCUCCAACUACGACGACGCGGUGUCGGACCUCGGCACGAUGAACAGCACCAGCUCCCAGGCGUCGGUGCCCAGAGCGCGGCGAGGCAAGGCGGCGGCGCCGCCGGGUCCGGACGCUUGCCCCAGCGGGCCGGGAGCGGAGGUCUGCUCCAUCACCUCCGACUACUCCACCACCUCCUCCAUGACGUUCCUGACGGGAGCCGAACUCGGCGCCCUCGGCCCCGAGGCGCAGUCGGUGGCGGAGAGCCGGGGCGGAGACGACGCGGACGACGAGAGGAGCGAGCUCGUCGGCGAGGGGCGGCCGACGGAGACGGACAGCGAGAGCGACCUGUCGGUGUUCGCGGUCAGGAAGCCGGAGCAGCGGGAGGCUCCUCGAGCCCUCCCCUCCUCCAGACUCAUCGAGGGCGACACGCUCUCCAGGAAGAAGGCCGCUCAGCAGAAAACCGUCAGCGAGUCGUCGCUGGACGCCGCGUGGAGCGAGAGAGAGUCCAGCGGGCCGCCGCGGGUGCUGGGCUCCGCCGAAGGCCGCUCCACGGGGAGCCUCAGCUCCUCGUCCCGCGGCGAGCCGGACAAGGCGGAGCCGCCGUGGAAGCUCAAGAUCACCGACAGACUGAAGGUGCGCCUGCGACUGUCCGCCGACGACAUGUUCGGCGUGGGCAGCCAGAGGAGCCGGUCCCCCGAGGGCCGCAGCAAGAAGAAGAACAUCCGGCGCCGGCACACCAUGGGCGGCCAGAGGGACUUUGCCGAGUUGUCCGUUUUGGGCGACUGGCACGUCGGCAUCGGCUCCCGGUCGGAGCUGUCGGCCGUGGACCAGCUGAGGCCCAAGUGCAGCUCUCAAGACUUUUCCAUUCGGGACUGGAUCGUCCGCGAGCGCCACCGCACCAGCAACCCCGAGGUCAGCGUGGACCUCUCCGAACAGCAGGGGGCGCCGGGCGCCGCCGGCUCCCCGAGCCUCGCGGCCUCGUCCGCGUCCAACGGAGACGCCCCGCCGAGCAAAGACCUGAGCCUGUCGGCCACCGCUCACCCUCAUAAACUCACUAAUUCCCAGGUGGUCCAUUCGCGCUUCUACCAAUACCUGUGAGAGGUGUUGGACGUGUGUGUGUGUGUGUGUGUGUGUGUGUGUUCUCCGUCUGUGAGGUGUGUCCCGACUUGGGAGUCUCGAGUGUGCAACACUUUGAUUCCUGCUUUCUCGUACUUGAGUCUGUCGGCGUAAUGUGUGUUGUGUUCGAGAAUGAGCAUGUUGUAAAAGGAAUCAUUGUCUGGAGUGUGUGUGUGUGUGUGGGUCUGUAACUGAUGUGCGUGCGUAUGUGUGUGUGUGUGUGUGCUUCCGAAAAGAGAAUUACUGCACACAGGGACCGUCGAUCUUUCUCAUGUAUGAGGCAUGAAACUAAACGGUGUUUCUACCUUCUUUUUUUAAUUAUUUCUCUAUUUUUAAAAUGAAAAAUGACGAUUCCGAGGACCUGUCGCUCAUGAAGCAAGGAGCACGUGAAGUGUGCUGGGAGGUGUGAGCGGUCGCCCUCGAGCGGAGAUUGUUUCAGAGUUUAGCGAAGUGGCUUUAAGGAUGAACUGACUUAGAGAGAAUAGGAAGUAGUCAAAAAUAAGAUUUUAGUUUUGCAGAGGAACUAUUUUUGUGUAAAGAAAGUUAUUAUGUUCAUGGUCGGCGAGUCUCUCGGUAACCAAAUGAAGAAUGUACAGACGUGCCGUCACACCGACUCCAAGCUUUAGAGGCUCGUGUUUCACUCUGAAGCGGACGCACCGCGGCGUCGGUACGGCCAGCGUGUGAACCGCCGACGAGCGAAGGGACUUUCCAAAGGUACGAAGGGGACGAGGAGACGAGGAGACGCUGGAUUUAUGCAAAUAGCAACCGAGUUCCCGUUCAUCCCAGCCGCGUGGCUUCAGAGCGGCGCUCGGCGUCCUCUCAGCGUCUCGAGCGUUCGCGGUUCACACAUCUGGCGGCGGCCGGCGGUCGAAUGCACAGAGGAAGGAAAAGUGUGAAGAAAAGGAAAAUGGGUCUUGGAAUCAGAAGAUCUUGUUUAGUCUUUUCCCAAUAGGAAGUGCCUCACAAUGAAUUGUUAAGGGUGCCAUAUUGUCUUUGUUGAGAUACGAAGAUGUUACUGUGAACGACAUUUUUAUCAUGGACUCUCAGUCAUUCUCGAGGUUACGUAACAAAAUGUCGAGCUUCCAUUCCCGAGGCAUUCCACUCUGGUCUUAACAUGUUUUAUACUCUUUUAUUUUUUUCUCUCUCCAUGUUUUUUUAAUUUUUAUUUUAACAGAACUUGAAUUUUAAAUGUUUCUUGUAUAAAAACAAAAAAAGUAACUUAAAUGUAAAUAUAAAUGCCAUGUUUUAGCUGCUUUUCUUUUCAUUUCCAUCAGAUUGCAACAUUAAGGUUCAGUCUUGUGAGCCGGUGAUGCUCACGGGGCCUGUGUGGGUGUUGUGGGCGGUUUGGUACUUCUGAGGUCCUGCACGGGGAGACGCUUCAUUGAGCCGGACCGCGGACCGACGCUGUGUUCCUCUGUGCACAGACUCCUGAAACACUGGAAAUAAAUUUUGUCAAUGGCAAA
Messenger RNA from Pseudoliparis swirei, 7197 nucleotides. RefSeq names its product Rho GTPase activating protein 21b (gene arhgap21b). The coding region runs from base 332 to 5716 and encodes 1794 amino acids. Lineage: Eukaryota; Metazoa; Chordata; Actinopteri; Perciformes; Liparidae. Gene Ontology annotation, molecular function: protein binding. The record is from RefSeq and is a predicted model, not a curated record. The transcript is spliced from 25 exons. Gene Ontology annotation, biological process: signal transduction.